This is a messenger RNA of Cladophialophora yegresii CBS 114405, 3093 nucleotides long. Its product is annotated as valyl-tRNA synthetase. Gene Ontology annotation, cellular component: cytosol. The record is from RefSeq and is a predicted model, not a curated record. NCBI's taxonomy places the organism in Eukaryota, Fungi, Ascomycota, Eurotiomycetes, Chaetothyriales, Herpotrichiellaceae. The transcript has a single exon. Bases 1 to 3093 code for a protein of 1030 amino acids. Gene Ontology annotation, biological process: valyl-tRNA aminoacylation. Gene Ontology annotation, molecular function: ATP binding; valine-tRNA ligase activity; aminoacyl-tRNA deacylase activity.
AUGCCUCCUACAGUUGAAAAAGAGCGUAAGAAAGCCGAAAAGCUGGCCAAGUUCCAGGAGAAACAGUCCAAGAAACAGACCGCACCCGCUACUGUGCCCGACACCUCCAAAGCUGCUGCAAAGAAGGAGAAGGUCAAGAAGGCUGUCGCCGCAGAUGCCUACCAGCCCCAACAGAUUGAGAGUGGCCGUUACGAAUGGUGGGAGAGCAAAGGCUUCUUCAAGCCCCAAUUCACCAAGGAUGGAAAGAUCAAGCCUGAGGGCAAAUUCGUCAUCCCAAUCCCCCCUCCGAACGUGACAGGAUCGCUACACAUGGGACAUGCUCUCACGAACGCCCUACAGGACACCAUGAUUCGACAUGCUAGAAUGAAAGGGAAGACCACGGCGUGGGUUCCUGGUUGUGACCAUGCCGGCAUCGCUACCCAAAGCGUGGUGGAGAGGAUGGUUUACAAGACUGAGGGCAAGACUCGGCAUCAAUUAGGAAGAGAAGCACUCCUCGACCGGAUCUGGAGCUGGAAGCAGAAAUAUCACAGCAACAUCACGGAGCAGCUCAAGCGACUGGGUGGUUCGAUGGACUGGAGUCGCGAGGCCUUCACCAUGGACGACACGCGUUCUCUGGCAGUGCGCAAAACUUUCAUCGACCUGUUCGACGAAGGUAUCAUCUACAGAGCAGAUCGGUUGGUGAAUUGGUGUUCUGCGCUGAGCACCUCAUUGUCUAAUUUGGAAGUGGACAAUAAGGAGCUGAAGGGUCGCACCAAGCUCAAAGUGCCCGGUUACGACAAGAUGAUCGAAUUCGGUGUACUCACCUAUUUCAAGUAUCCGAUUGAGAAAGGCGACGACUCGCACAAAUCGUCCAGCUCACCCGACCGCUUCAAAGGCUACGAGUUUAUUGAGAUUGCUACCACUCGUCCGGAGACAAUGCUUGGUGAUACAGCUAUCGCCGUACAUCCCGAAGACAAGAGGUACAAGCAUCUCGUUGGAAAGUUGGCCAUCCAUCCUUUCAUCGCCGACCGCAAGAUCCUGAUCAUCGCGGACGAAGAGGUGGAGAUGGAUUUCGGUACUGGAGCUGUGAAGAUCACUCCGGCACAUGAUCCCAACGAUUUUACCAAGGGCAAGAAGCACAAUCUAGAGUUCAUCAAUAUUCUCAAUGACGAUGGUACGCUGAAUGCCAACGCAGGCCCUUUCGCCGGUCAGAAACGCUUCGAUGCUCGCUAUGGCGUUAUCAAUGCGCUUAAAGAGCUCGAUCUAUACACGAAACAGGAAGAUAACGCCAUGGUGAUUCCCAUGUGCCAGAGAAGUAAGGACGUGAUCGAGCCAGUGCUCAAGCCACAGUGGUGGAUGAAAAUGACGGAUAUGGCUAAAGCCGCAGACGAAGCCGUGCUCGACGGACGCAUUAUGAUAAAACCCGAGUCAGAGUCAAAACGGUUCCACUUCUGGAUGCAGAACAUCCAAGACUGGUGCAUUUCGCGACAGCUUUGGUGGGGCCACCGAGCACCAGCCUACUACAUUGAGUUGGAGGACAAGUCCAGUAAUGAUGCUGACAGCACAUAUUGGGUGGCUGCCUACAAUGAAGACGAGGCCCGCGCCAAGGCGGAGAAGAAAUUCCCCGGCAAGAAGUUCAUUCUGAAAUGGGACGAAGAUGUCCUCGACACGUGGUUCUCGUCAGGGUUGUGGCCGUGGUCGACGUUAGGGUGGCCGGAGGAAACCUCAGACAUGCGAGAACUGUAUCCGACCUCUAUGCUGGAGACAGGCUGGGACAUUCUCUUUUUCUGGGUGGCGAGAAUGGUCAUGCUCGGCCUGAAGAUGACCGGUGACGUGCCUUUCACGGAGGUCUACUGCCAUUCCCUGAUCCGCGACUCUGAGGGCAGGAAAAUGUCCAAGUCGCUGGGCAAUGUCAUCGACCCGCUGGACAUUAUCCGAGGUAUCACAUUGGAGGGUCUCCAUCAGACUCUUUACGGCGGCAACCUCGACCCUGCCGAAAUUGAGAAGGCCAAGGCAUAUCAAAAGGGCGCCUUCCCCAAAGGUGUCGAGGAGUGUGGUGCUGAUGCUCUUCGGUUCACCCUUGUGAACUACACGACUGGCGGAGGCGAUAUUGCCUUCGACGUCCGAGAAAUUGAAGCAAAGCGACGGUUCUGCAACAAGAUCUACCAGGCGACGAACUUCGCCCUAGGCAGGCUCGGUGGAGACUUCAGCCCAGAUGCUACUUUGACGGACAACAAACCCAAGUCGCUGGCAGAGAAGUGGAUCCUUCACAGAUUGAACCAGGCGACAAAAGCGGUGAACGAAGCCAUUGAGGAUCGCGAAUUCUCGGUGUCUGCAGGCACGCUGUAUCAAUACUGGUUCACUCAACUGUGCGACACAUUUAUUGAAAACUCGAAAUACAUUCUGACGCCUGAGGCGCCGGAGGAUGAGAGAAAGUCCGCACAGCAGACUCUGUAUACCGCACUCGAGGGCGGAUUGUUGCUAAUGCACCCUAUUAUGCCCUUCAUCACCGAAGCCCUAUGGCAGAAACUUCCACGAAGAAAGGGCGAUACAACCGAGAGUAUCAUGAUUGCCAAGUACCCUGAAUUCAAGCAGGAGCUGGAUGCGCCGGAAGAAGCUGAGAAGUACGAGUUCAUUAUGGAUAUCUCUUCUGGUGCCCGAAGCUUGCUUGCGCAGUACGGCUUCAAGGAACCUGGUGAUCUUAUCAUCCAAACAUACGCGGAGUCCGCCUUCAAGACCGCCUCGGAAGAGAAGACGUCAAUUAAGUCGCUGAGUGGCAAAUACGCCGGCGAAAUCGAGGUCCUCCCACCGGCUGCCGACGCCCUCCCACCCGCAGGCUGCGCUUUGCAAAGCAUCAACGCCGACGCUGCUGUGUACCUGAAGAUCGUGGGCCGGAUCGAUGUCGCCGAGGAACUGAAGAAGCGGGAGAAGAGCAUCGAGGAUGCUAAGGCUCGUGCGGACAAGAGCAAGAAGAUUAUGAGCGGAGCAGGGUGGGAGAAAGCUAACCCAGAGACCAGGAAGAAGGAGCAAGAGAAGCUCGAAGAUGCGGAGAGCGAGGUCAAGAGGUUGGAGGAGGCGAUCAAGGACCUGGAGAGAUUGAAGCUGGAGGGCUGA